AAUAGAAUAGAAAUAGAAGGGACCUUGGAGGUCUUCUAGUCCAACCUCUUGCUCAGCCAUUUCAGAGAAGUGACUGUCCAAUCUCUUCUUAAAAACCUCCAGGGGUGAAGCACCCACAACUUCUGAAGGCAAUUGGUUCCACUGGUUAAUUGUCCUCACAGUUAGGAAGUUUCUCCCCAAUUCCAGGUGGCUUCUCUCCUUGAUUAGUUUCCAUCCAUUGUUUCUUGUCUUGCCUUCUGGGGCUUUGGUAAAUAAGUUGAUCCCCCUCUUCUUUGUGGCAGCCCCUCAAAUACUGGAAUAUUGCUAUCAUCAUCAUCAUCACCCAUACCUUAUUAAAUCUGUAUUAAAAAUGGCAUUGUCCUUCUGAAAUAGUUAGCCUGGUGAACAGAUAGCCAUGUGGUUUGAAGGACCAUUAUAUUAUGCCUUUUGUUUUUUUACAAAUCCUUUUUGGAAACAUUUCUACCAAAUAAAGAUUAUCACACCCACUUUCUUAGACCCCAUUUUCUAGGCUGCAUACUUUUUCUCUCUGUGUGAUCUAAUGGAGACUUCCAUGCAGGCCAAUUUACAGAAGAAAAUGGCAUUUAGCACUUAGCAGAUAUACAAUUUCCUCCUUCAGGAAUGAACAUGGCAUGCUGGGUGCUCAUGGAUGCAGCCCUGGCCAGCAGGAAUGAAACUGGCUCCCCUGGAGACUCUCACCUGAUGGUGUUGCCAUGUCCUAAAUCCUUGAGAGCCACAUUAAAUACGUCAUAAAGAUUUGGGAUGUAGAGAGGCUUUGAUCUCCACUGAGACACACCACCAAAAAACGUAUUGUGUAACUCUGUAAAAAAAAGUCAUUAACUUUUAGGGCUGAGCACAUAGUUAAUCUUCACAAGCUUAACUAGCAUCACAUUUCACUCUUUCACUUGGCUCAGUUGCAAAGGUCUGUUGGUAGAAGUCAAAAACGACUUGAUAGCUUUAAUCAGUAUAAACAUCUUGCAGACCCCUUAGGUAGAGAUAAGCGUUUCCUAUCUGGAGAUGGAAGUCAAGGGGGCCAGAUCGGUGCCUAGAAAGCAGGCAAUACAUUAGGCGGGCUCUGUGCUUGAUUUUAGAGAGUUAAAACCAUCAAGUACUUCAUUGCUCAUUCUAGGAUGAGAAGAGCCAGGAAACAGAGUAACUUCCUCUUCCGGAUGGUUCAUGGGAGGAAGUUUGAGUGCAGAGCGGCUUUUCUGCUCUUCCAAGGAUCGAAGCAGCAGCUGGCAGGUUUCAACUGUAGUUUACCCUCCUGAAUAAAGAGGAGCUCUUUAUAGACAAAGAGGAUGGCAAUAAGAGCACUCGGGACAACUGUAAAUAACAAACACUGUUGAAAAGGGAAGAAAAUCAAGCCAAAAAUCAAAUAUUUUCCAUUUCCUUCAGAAAACUACACAAUUCUCCUCUUCCAACAGCUGUUAGACAAAAGAGAGAAAAUCAAAAAAGAAUAAGCAGAUUAUGCAGAACUGAAGGAUACAUUACAUGAAAAGUGAAGGGAGAUUAUUUAUCAUUCAGCAAAAGAGGGAAAUAUCUGGAGGUCAGUGGGGAGGAAAAGGUCAAUAAUAAAGUCACGUAGAGCAGUCAGUAAUUCAAGCCUCUCCCUGUGAGGAAGAAAACGGCUUGAAUGAAAGCACCACUAAACAAGGCAUUGUCCAUAUUUUAUCACCUCAAGAAUAUCAUCUGUGGAAAAGCUCCAUAGAUUUGUCUAUUGUGGGAAAAGCACAGAUUGCAAGUCGCAGCUGAUGAUGCACAAGAGGAGCCAGAGGAGAAAAAAACCAUACAAAUUACCUGAAUGUGGCAAAAGCUUUGGUCACAACAGCUCCCUUGUGGUUCAUGGAAGCAUCCAGAAGCAAGAGGGAAGCCACAAAAGUGCUCCCAAUGCAGUAAAUGCUUUAGUGAGCACGGCAACAUGGUGCUACAUCAGAUGACUCACAGGAGGGAGAAAACGUAUGACUGUGCAGAUUGUGUGAAAGUUUCAUUAGAAAUUCCCAGGUCAUGAGACAUUAAAGGACGCACACACAGAAUAAAAACCAUUUGAACAUCCUUUCUUUGGGAAAAGUUUCAGUGAGAAUUCCAUCCUGGUGAAGCACCCGAGGACUCACACAGAAGAGAAAAACUUUGAAUGUCCCAAUCCUGGAAAAAGUCAGUCACAAUUUAAGUCUGGUGACGCAUCAGUAGAUUGACUCCAGGGAGAAACUAUAUGACUGUCUAGUUCAGUGGUUCUCAACCUUUAUAAUGCUGCGACCCCUUUAAUACAAUUCCCCACGAUGUGGCGACCCCAACCAUAAAAUUAUUUUCAUUUUGAAUUUAUCGCUCCUGAAGCCGUAUUGGCUAGCGAUCUGAACUGCUUGCAAUUGCCUUGAGGAUGGAGGCAUUGAAGUGGAGACUCCUCCCCUAUUAAGUUUAUCGCACCUGAAACCAGAUUAGGCUAGCGAUUGGGAGUGAUUGCAGCUGGCUUGAGAGGGAGACAUCAGAGCGAAGAUUUCUCUCUUUUUUAAUUCAUCGCACCUGAAACCGAAUUUGGCUAGCGAUUUGAAAAGCCUGCAGCUGGCUUGUGGAGUCAACCAUUGGAGCGCGAUUCUUCGACUCGCAAGUAUACUUCCCAUAUUUCCAAUGGUCUUAAGCGACCCCUGGCAAAUCGUCAUUCAACCCCCAAUGGGGUUGCGACCCACAGGUUGAGAACCACUGGUCUAGUUAGUGGGGAAAGCUUCAUUACAAAUUUCCAUCUCACACCACCAGAGAACUCAUACAGAGAAAACCUUUGAAUGUCCUGAUUAUGGGAAAGUCAAAAUUCCAGCCUGGUGAUAUGCCAGAAGACUCACAUAGGGGAGAAAUGUUUUGAAUGUCCUGAUUGUUGGAAAAAUUUCAGUUAUAAUUCCAACUUGGUGAUAGACCAGAGGAAUCAUAAAGGAGAAAAACCCGUUCAAUAUACUGACUGUGGGAGAAGUUCUAGUUGUAAUUCCCACCUGGCAAUACAUCAGAGGAUUCAUUCCAUGGAGAAAUCUUAUGAAUGUCGAGAUUGUGGGAAAGCUUUCAUUAGAAAUUCGCACCUCCUGAGACACAAGAUCACGCACACAAGAGAGAAACCGUUUGAAUGUCCUAUCUGUGGGAAAUGUUACAGUCAGAAUUCCCACCUCGUGAUACACCAGAGGACUCACACUGGAGAGAAACCCUUUGAAUGUCCUGAUUGUGGGAAAAGUUUUAGUCAGAGUUCCCACCUCGUGAUACACCAGAGGACUCACACGGGAGAGAAGCCCUUUGAAUGUCCUAUCUGUGGGAAAAGUUUUAGUGAAAAUUCCAGCCUGGUGAAACACCAGAGGACUCACACAGGAGAAAAACCCUUUGAAUGCCCUAUCUGUGGGAAAAGCUUUGGUGAUAAUUCCAACCUGUUGAGACACCAGAGGACUCACACAGGAGAGAAACCCUUUGAAUGUCCUGACUGUGGGAAAUGUUACAGUCAUAAUUCCAGCCUGGUGAGACACCAGAGGACUCACACAGGAGAGAAACCCUUUGAAUGUCCUAUCUGUGGGAAAAGCUUUAGCGAUAAUUCCAAUCUGCUGACACAUCAGAGGACUCACACAGGAGAAAAACCCUUUGAAUGUCCAGACUGUGGAAAAGGUUUUAGUCAGAAUUGCCACCUGGUGACACACCAGAGGACUCACACAGGAGAGAAACCCUUUGAAUGUCCUAUCUGUGGGAAAUGCUUUGGUGAUAAUUCCAACCUGGUGAUACACCAGAGGACUCACACAGGAGAGAAACCCUUUGAAUGUCCUAUCUGUGGAAAAUGUUUUAGUGAUAAUUCCAACCUGGUGAGACACCAGAGAUCUCACACUGUGGAGAAAUGUUUGAAAUGUCCAGUCUGUGGACAUUACUUCAAGCAUAAAUCAUCCCUUAUUGCACACAAAAUAAUCCAUAUGAGGAAUAGUAGAUGAGUUUACAGAAUGCUUGAAUUUCAUGUGUGAUCUCUCAUUGAAAGUAUAGGUGAGAAAUUGAUUGUUUGAAUUUUGUCCUGAUUCAUUUUACUGAAACGUUUCUCAGGAUUAAAUGUGUAGGUGGAGAGAAAAGGAAAAUGGAAAUGGCUAAUUACCAUUUUCAGUGGGCCCUGGAUUCAUCCCUGUUGUGAACUGUGGUAAUGGCCCAAGGCACCACACGGCGUCCUGCUGCAAGGAUAAUAUACACAGAUAUGGCUCACAUUCUUCUCUGCCUUCUCAGAAGGGAAGAAAGAGUGAAAGAAAAUGCACUUAGAGGAAUUUAGCCAAAAGGAAAAGGAUAGCUGAUGGUAGCUUUUUAAAACAUUAUUUGGUCAAAAAAAUAUCUUCCAGAAGUUAAAAGUGUUUUAAUCAGCUGAGAAACAGUUUGGACACAGCUUGCAUGGGCUGCGCGACAAGCUAUGUUGUGUUUGGCUGUGAGUGGCUGCAGAAGAAGUCAGGCGGUGGUGCAACAGGUGUCAGGCCGUGGGUGGCCUGGCAACGAUGGUCCUAAGGCAAAAGAAUGCCAAAGAGAGCACUGUGGAGAACUGAAUCACAAACAGCAUUAAAAGGCAAAGGAAACCAAGGCAGCAAUCAAAAUCUUGUUAGUUCCUCCGGAAAUCCCCAAAAUUCUUCUUCUUCCCCAACAGCUUACAGACAAGGAGGACAAAACCAGGAAAAAAGUUUUGAGCUGGACAAAAAAAAUAGAGUAUCUGGAAGAAACGUAUCAAAAUAUCAAGGGGCAUAAUUUCCUAAUUCAGAAAAAGAGGGAAAUAGCUGGAAGUCAGUGGGAAGGAAAUGAUCACUUGGACAGCCAGAUAAGGCAGACCAUAAUGCAGGCCUUGCCCUGUGAGGAAGAAAGCCAUAACUUGAAUCAAUGCUCCAUCCAAGAAGGGAUUGAGAGUAUUUUUGAUAUCCUUGAGAAUCCAAGAAUGUCAGUGGUAGAAAAGAACCACAGAUCUGCCUAUUGUGGGAAAAGCAAAGAUUAUAGAAUACAGCUGAUUAUGCCAAAGAGGAUCCACACUGGGAGUCAUUGGCGUAUCAAUUCUUCGGACUUCUGUCUGGAGGAAGGGAGAAUUAUCAAGAAUGUUUGUACUACCUGUCUUGUAGGAGUAGCUGCGCACCCACUAUUCAAAGACACUCGGAGGUUAUUUUUUUAUUUUUAUUUGAAUUUAUAUCCCGCCCUUCUCCGAAGACUCAGGGCGGCUUACAUUGUUAUCCCCUUCACCUACCUCCACAUAAAGCAGGAGUCCUGAAACUUUUUAAACGGGGUCAAUUCACGGUCCUUCAGACUGUUGGGGGCUGGACCAGCUGGGUGGGCAUGGCUUCUUGUCAUGUGACCGGGUGGGUGUGGCCAAUUUAGCAGUCCAUUAAACAAUA
Messenger RNA from Ahaetulla prasina, 5354 nucleotides. RefSeq names its product zinc finger protein 572-like. The transcript has 4 exons. The coding region runs from base 3000 to 3938 and encodes 312 amino acids. The record is from RefSeq and is a predicted model, not a curated record. Gene Ontology annotation, biological process: central nervous system development; regulation of transcription by RNA polymerase II. Gene Ontology annotation, molecular function: DNA-binding transcription factor activity, RNA polymerase II-specific; RNA polymerase II cis-regulatory region sequence-specific DNA binding. Gene Ontology annotation, cellular component: nucleus. NCBI's taxonomy places the organism in Eukaryota, Metazoa, Chordata, Lepidosauria, Squamata, Colubridae.